AUGCCUUCUUCGGAUCCUCCCUCUAAAAAGCGGAAGACGUCAAAGAUUAGCUUGGAUUUGAACAUACCGGAAGUCCAUGCCGCCUACGUCGAAUGGGCAAUUGGCCGAGGAAUUGAGAUUCAUGGGGUCACGCCUGCUGUGCUUCCUGGCAGAGGUGUCGGCCUACUGGCAAAAGAAAACAUAAAGAAGGGUGAUAAGCUAUUCUUUGUGCCAGAAAAAGCCAUGAUUAAACCUGAAUCGGCAUCACUUCGCAAGCACAAGAUAACAAAAAUAUCUUCUCAGGCUCAACUGGCCGCACACCUCACUCUCGAAUGGAAGAGCCAGUCUUCUACAUACGUUGCUUCAAGACCUGCCUGGCCAACGCCUGACGAUUUCACUUCUUGUAUGCUUGCCUGGUCUCCAAAGGAUGAAUUGGACGAUGUAAUACGCAAAUGGGCUCCACCGAGUGUACAAAAACCGCUGGACCGCAUGCUGUCAGACUUGAAGAGAGACAUUGAAUCUGUAGAACACAUGCACGCCCCCGACGAUGAAGCAUUCAAGCGCGAAUUUCUCUACCAUUGGAUGCUCGUGAACACACGUAGUUUUCACUGGAAGCCUCAGGGCAUCAGCCAAGGUGCCAUGAUCAUGAAUCCUGCACUGGACUACAUGAACCACUGUCCAAAUGGCCAAGGUUGUGAAGUCACGAUGUCACCACAAGGCUAUGAAUUGAAAGCAAAUCGAAAUUAUGAACCUGGAGAAGAGAUAUUGGCUACAUACGGAGCUCAUUCGAAUGACAAGCUCCUGGUGCAUUAUGGUUUCAUCCUGCCCGAUACCAGCCUAGAUGACGAUGAGAUCCGGCUGGACCACGUAUUACUGCCCCGCUUGACAGAAAGCCAACAAAGCGCUCUUCAAGAUGUUGGAUUUCUGGGUGGGUACGCCUUGUUGCCUUCUGGUGAACUGUGCUUCAAGACGCAGGUUGCCGUGCGCUCCGUACUCCUUACGGCCAACGAGUGGGAGCAUUUCAUGGGUUCCGGAGAGGAUCUCGCAGACGACAAAGAAGACGAAGUGCUCGAUUGGCUGAGACCCUCUCUUGAAACUUACACUGAAGAAGCCAAAGAAGCUAUUGCGUCUCUGAAGUCCCUUUCAGUAGAGCGGACUGGCGAUCUUGCAAGCAAGCUCAAACUCCUGCAAGCCAGAUGGGAACAAAUUCUGACUGGGCUCGAGGAUUUUCUGAUCUGA
Messenger RNA from Aureobasidium melanogenum CBS 110374, 1218 nucleotides. RefSeq names its product SET domain-containing protein. The record is from RefSeq and is a predicted model, not a curated record. Gene Ontology annotation, biological process: peptidyl-lysine monomethylation. NCBI's taxonomy places the organism in Eukaryota, Fungi, Ascomycota, Dothideomycetes, Dothideales, Saccotheciaceae. Bases 1 to 1218 code for a protein of 405 amino acids. Gene Ontology annotation, molecular function: protein-lysine N-methyltransferase activity; protein binding. The transcript has 4 exons.